This is a messenger RNA of Necator americanus (New World hookworm), 966 nucleotides long. RefSeq lists its product as uncharacterized. Gene Ontology annotation, biological process: double-strand break repair via nonhomologous end joining; mitotic DNA integrity checkpoint signaling; DNA double-strand break processing. Bases 1 to 966 code for a protein of 321 amino acids. NCBI's taxonomy places the organism in Eukaryota, Metazoa, Nematoda, Chromadorea, Rhabditida, Ancylostomatidae. Gene Ontology annotation, molecular function: single-stranded DNA endonuclease activity; histone H3K36 methyltransferase activity; DNA topoisomerase binding. The record is from RefSeq and is a predicted model, not a curated record. Gene Ontology annotation, cellular component: site of double-strand break; condensed chromosome; nucleus. The transcript is spliced from 3 exons.
AUGGGCUUUGGCGGUGUGCUGGACGACAGCACCUUUUUGCAAUCUGAACAUUCCACCCAUAUUCUACACGUACUCUUUUACGAGAUCGAAACUGGCCACCCCGUUGCUGAAGCCCAUCGAAACUUAAGUCAAGUAUUCGGCACUGAAGCCCCUUCUGAGUGGUCUGUGCGCGUCUGGUUCCAGUGCUUCAAAGCCGGAAACAAGAAACUCGAAGAUGAGCCUCGCUCUGGUCGACCGACUACAAUAUCGUUCGACGAGCUGAAGCAUCUGGAAAAGCAGCAUCCAUAUGAAAGUGUGCGGUAUUUUGCUGCCACUCUUGGCUGUUCGCUGUCCACCGUGAGCAAUGGGCUGCGAUCUCCCGGAAUGGUGAAAAAGCUCGGUCAGUGGCUCCCACAUAAAUUCAGCGACGGCAACCGCCAAAGACGCCUGGACAUCUGCACUCAGCUGCUCUCCAGAAGCCGCAGAUUCGACUGGCUGGACACCACUGUCACUGGAGAUGAAAAAUGGGUCCUCUACGUCAACCACACCCACAAACGUACAUGGUACGCUGGCGAUGAAAUACCGGAUCCUUUCGUGAAAGGUAAAAUCCAUGAGAAGUGCGCUCAACUGCAAAGACUGGCCGACAAGAUCCACAAGGAACACCCGAAGCUCGACAACGUUCGCCUGUUGCACGAUAACGCGCGUCCUCACAUCACGAAGACUUCCCAGGAAAUUCUGGAGCUCGGAUGGGAAGUUCUACCGCAUCCACCGUACAGCCCGGUCCUGGCCCUGAGCGACUACCACCUCUUCCGGUCGCUCCAGCAUCACCUGGAAGAGAAGCGCUACGAUGAUCGUGACCACCUCGAAAAUGACCUUCGGGCUUUCUUCGCCUCCAAGUCGCCGGGGUUCUACGCCAAAGGAAUCCGUGAACUUGUGAGACGUUGGCAGAAGGUUGUUGAUGUUGAUGGAGAUUAUUUCGUCGAAUAA